GCUCGAAACCGUCCCUACACAUUUUUGUUGUUGUUAAACGGCAACCGUCAACUGUCACUGUCAGCUGUCUCGCUGUCUCUCCUCACAUUUCUUUUCGUUUUCUACGUUCAAACACUCUUCACAGUUGUGGCCUUGGGUGCACGUGGCGCCACCCGUACUCCGCAACAGCAUUCGCAACGCACAAGGAGUGAACUCUCUCCUCGCAUUCGUCUGUAUUGAUCUCCACACAACUCUUUUUGCCUUUUCUAUUAAUAUUUUUUUUUGGGAAUGCGCCGCUUCUUUGUGUCGUCGGUGUGCGUGUCUGCCCCACUGGCGCGGUGGCUGCACGCGCGUGAUGACGUGCGGAACAUCGCCGUCAUCGCCCACGUCGAUCACGGCAAGACGACGCUCGUGGACAGCAUGCUGAGUCAGUCCGGCACCAUCGUCAACGCUCACAACCGAGUCAUGGACAGCAAGGACCAGGAGAGGGAGCGCGGCAUCACCAUUCUGGCGAAGAACACCGCCAUUCUCCUCGACGACGGCAAGCGGCGCAUCAACAUCGUCGACACACCUGGCCACUUGGACUUCUCAGGUGAGGUGGAGCGCGCGCUGCAGAUGGUAGAGGGCAUCAUUUUGCUGGUGGACGCGAAGGAGGGGGUGCGGCCUGGCACGCGCUACGUGCUGCGCAAGGCGCUCUCCCUCAACCUGCGCCCCAUUGUGUGUCUGAACAAGAUAGAUAAGGACGACCUGAACAUCGACAAGACAGAGCAGGCCGUCGAGGACUUGUUUCUCGAGACGGCCCAUGAUGAUGGCCAGCUGGACAUCAAGUUCCUCUACGGCUCCGGCCGCAGCGGGUACAUGAACAGCGAGCCGAAGAAGGAGGGCACGCUGCAGCCGCUGUUCGACACCAUCUUCGAUCGCGUCCCCGCCCCCGCCACGGAGGACGCAGAGACACUGCAGAUGCUCGUCGCACAGGUCGACGAGAAUGAGAAGAACAACACGAAGCUGGCGAUUGGCCGCAUAUACAACGGCACGGUGCGCGUCGGCGACGUCGUCACGGUCGGACUGGAAGACAAGCGGAUGGAUGCGCUUGUCAAGUCCAUUCAUCUCUACUGCGGUGUACAGAAGAUGCCGGUGCAGUCCGCCAGCUACGGUGACAUCUGCAUCUUGGAGCUGCAGGAGCCGAUUGGGCAGAAGGUGCCGCUGAAGAUUGGCGGCACCAUUGGCAAACAGGGCGACGUGAAGCUGUUCCCCUACAAGAAGCCGGACGCCCCGACCUAUAGUCUCAUCCUUCAGGAGAGCGAGGCGAGUUGGAAAGGCAAAGAGACGAGUGAUCAGCUGGGUACUCUGACGGCCAUCCGCAGGCGGCUGGAGCGGGAGGCGAUGGUGAAUACGGCGCUGCACCUUAGCGGGAUGGACACGAAGCAGGUGACGAUGCAAGGCCGCGGGCCGCUGCACCUCUCCGUGAUUAUUGAGGACAUGCGUCGCGAGGGCUACGAGUUUGAGAUACAGGCGCCGAAGGUGCUGACCCGCGUAGUCAACGGCGAGGAGUGCGAGCCCUUCGAGCGGCUUUCGUUGGAGUUCAAGGAGAACUUGGUGUCCGAGGUCGUCUCCUUCCUCAGUUCCAAGAUGGGCGAAAUUGGCGAGGUUGAGCAGGUCUCGAACGGGCGGGUGAUGAUGGAGUGCGUGAUGCCGGUGCGUCUCAUGUCGAACGUGCCGCUGAAGUUCCACACCUUGACGGGCGGCGACGGCGUUUUGAAUCACCAGUUCGACUCCUAUCGACCGAUGGCGGCUAUGGACACGGAGCGCGACACCGGCGCCCUCAUCUCCGUCGACUCGGGUGAGGUGACGGAUUGGUCCCUCUCCGGCUUUAGCACGCAGGGUCGCUUCUUCGUGCUGCCGGGAGAUCCGGUGUUCUACGGGCAAAUAGUAGGUGAAAACCUGAAAACGCCGCUGCAGAACCUCGGCGUCAACGUGUGCAAGCGCAAUGAGCAGCUGGGCGGAAUGCGAUCGAACGCGAACGACAAGGCGAACAGCAAACGAGGCGCCUCCAAGGCUAUGCGCUACACCUUUGAGGACUGCGUUGCGUGGGUGACUGACGACGAACUGGUGACGGUGACGCCGAAGAGCAUCCGCAUGCGCAAGCCGAACUUCAACGGAAAGACGAGCAUGCGCUCUCUCAAGAAGAAGUAA
Molecule: messenger RNA, 2172 nt
Organism: Leptomonas pyrrhocoris
Lineage: Eukaryota; Euglenozoa; Kinetoplastea; Trypanosomatida; Trypanosomatidae
Product: putative mitochondrial elongation factor
Exons: 1
Coding region: 268-2172 (634 amino acids)
Cellular component (GO): ribonucleoprotein complex; cytosol
Molecular function (GO): GTPase activity; GTP binding
Source: RefSeq, a predicted model, not a curated record